Molecule: messenger RNA, 2411 nt
Organism: Scatophagus argus
Lineage: Eukaryota; Metazoa; Chordata; Actinopteri; Scatophagidae
Product: serine/threonine-protein kinase SBK2
Exons: 4
Coding region: 249-1487 (412 amino acids)
Biological process (GO): peptidyl-threonine phosphorylation; peptidyl-serine phosphorylation
Molecular function (GO): ATP binding; protein serine/threonine kinase activity
Source: RefSeq, a predicted model, not a curated record
UCGACAGGGGGAGGAGUGGUGGUGAGGACGGAUCACUUUGGGAUAAAAGUUGCAGCAGCAGACGUGAAAUCCUCCAUCGAGCUCGUCGCUGCUGCAGAGUGUGGCGUUCGGCGCUGAAGGUGGAGAGAAGACGGAGCAGGUGGGGAUCCGAGAGGUGUUUCCUGACAGGUGCACCUGCUGAGUGAAGAUCAGGACGGAAACUUACAUUUACGACAGAGUCUGGAACUGAACUGAACCACAGCUGCAAAAUGACAGCUGCCACAAAGCUUCUGGAUGAGAUGUGCCAUCUGACGGCUCAGUCUCUGACCUCAAUGGACACGUCGGAGCACUUCAAGGUCCUGAAGCUCCUGGGAGAAGGCUCGUACGGCCAAGUCAUGCUGGCCGUGCACAGGAAGAGAGGUGAGGAGGUGGACGUUGACGCUUUAUUGUCUCGACGCACCACACGUAAAAAGAGCUGCGGGGUCACGUAUCCUUCCCUCCUUCGUCCUCCAGGCACUCCGAUGGCUCUGAAGUUCUUCCCUCGUGAGUCCACCUCUCUUUUCUCUUUCCUGAGGGAGUAUAACCUCUCUCUGUCCUUCUGUACUCACCCGUCCCUGACCAGAGCCCUGGGAAUCGCCUACUCCACACCUUCACACUACGUCUUCGCCCAGCAGGCAGGCCUGUUUGGCGACCUCUUCGAUGUCAUCUUGCCUGAGGUGGGUAUGGAGGAGGACUGCUGUCAGCGGGUGGUGUCCCAGCUGUGCGGCGCUCUGUCCCACCUGCACUCUCUUGGUUUUGUCCACAGAGACGUCAAACCGGAGAACGUCUUCCUGUGUGACUCGGCCUGCCGUUGGGUCAAACUGGGAGACUUUGGCAUGGUGAAGGCCAGGGGCACCAGGGUCCCGGAGGUCUGGUACAGCUCUCCUUAUUGCACCCCUGAGGCCGAGAUCGCUCGCGAAAACGAGGACAGCUGGGGUCGUGUGAAUGACGCCGUCAUGGGGGACGGAGAGAAGAAAAAGAAGUCGAGAGUUUGGGUGUCUGUGGAGCCCAGCACCGACAGCUGGGCGCUGGGGAUCCUGACCUACGCCAUGCUCACCGGUGGUCAUCCAUGGGCCGAAACAGCCAGCGACUGCCACGCAUACCUGAAAUAUCAGGAAUGGUUUGACAGGACAAAAGGCCCUGACGACGAGCUGGACGUGUGGGCGGCGCCACGGGGCGAGAGCUCACAGGACGCGGUCGAUUUGAUUGGGGCAGAACUCGGAAAGAAAGGCUGCGCACCCACAGCUCCCCAGUUUGCAUGUUUCACACCUCUGGCCUGCUCCUUCUUCCAGUCGCUCCUCGACCCGAGGCCCCAGCUUCGAGGACGACCGGAGGACGGGCUGAGUUUCCUCGGAGGAGACUGGGUGAUGGAGAAGGAGAGGGUCCGACUGGAGGAGGUGAGGAAGAAGAGCAGAGGGAAAGGAGCCAUCAGGAACAUGAAGGAGAUGGAGGGGAGAGGAGAGCGAUAAGGCAACAAUGUGUUUUAUCAAGGAUAUGCGAUGAUUAGGUUUGAUUUAUUAAGCCUGACUAUUACCAUUCUUGGUUAUAGUUUGACAAACUUAUUUCGUGUGUUGUUGUCGUGAUUACUGUAUGUGACUUUAAACUGAGUAUCUUUAAAAUUGGGACUGCUGAUCAGACAAAACAAAACAUUUGAAGACCCACAGUACACUUUAAACUGCGAGAGGGAAUUCAAAUGAAGCUGAGGGUUUGAGAGCUGCAGUUGGAAGGUGGUGAUGGGGGAAAAUCAUUUCCCACAUCCUCCUCAAGCAGCGAGGGAGGCUGCUGUGAAAAAGUCCCCUUUGUAAAAUGAAAACAGCAGGCUUUAUGGGAACUCUGGUUUUAAUUCUGAGAAAUAGUUGGACUGUGGCGGGCCAGUCAUGGUCUCGUUUAAGCUUUGGAAAUCAAUUAAUUCCUACUCUUAAUCCUUUUUGAUGGGUGAAACAGAUUUACCGUAAUUUCGGGACUAUAAGACGCUACUUUUUUCACACGCUUUGAACCCUUGAACAAUGAUGCGGCUAAUUUAUGGAUUUUUACGCGCUAACGAGCUGCAUGUUGCCAAUACAUUUAGCCUCGUCACAUCAGAACAAUCAAAGAGAGACUGAGAAAGUGUGUGACAAAGUAAUUCAGUUCAAUUCCAACACUGAAGAAGACGCUUUUAGUGGUUUUAGUGCGCAGGAGGAAGAUGAAGAUGCUGUUACUGUGUUACAGGCACUGGCUUAUAUUCAGGCGCGUUCAAAGUCCAGAAAUUACCGUAUUUGUAUUUUAGCAUGUUAGCACUUAAACUGAAGCUGUUCGCUCUCGCUGCAGCACUUUAUAAACUCUUUUUAUUUUGUAUAAUAAAUGUACACUGUCAAAUAUAUGAAAUAUAAUGCUGUAAAUUCAGUAUUACAUAA